This is a messenger RNA of Colletotrichum abscissum, 252 nucleotides long. RefSeq lists its product as uncharacterized. NCBI's taxonomy places the organism in Eukaryota, Fungi, Ascomycota, Sordariomycetes, Glomerellales, Glomerellaceae. The transcript is spliced from 2 exons. Bases 1 to 252 code for a protein of 83 amino acids. The record is from RefSeq and is a predicted model, not a curated record.
AUGCCUUCGACUCUAAAGAUCGCUCUUCUAGCCUUCGCCACCCUCGUUGCCGCAGUGCCACCUACCUCUAAUAAUGACGACGGUAAUCUUUUCGUAGUCGAAAAGCGAUGCGAGGCAGAGUUAGCCAAAUGCAAUAAGAGCAGCGACUGCUGCGGCCCUGCACCAGUUGCUUGUAGCUACGUCCCCAAAUGCGGUGAUAACCGUUGCGUGUCUCGUGCUCCUGGUGCAUCAUCCAACCCCACGUGCCUCUAG